Corvus hawaiiensis (hawaiian crow) is the source of this 1676-nucleotide messenger RNA. RefSeq names its product protein phosphatase 6 catalytic subunit (gene PPP6C). Gene Ontology annotation, molecular function: protein serine/threonine phosphatase activity. The record is from RefSeq and is a predicted model, not a curated record. Lineage: Eukaryota; Metazoa; Chordata; Aves; Passeriformes; Corvidae. The transcript has 6 exons. Gene Ontology annotation, biological process: G1/S transition of mitotic cell cycle; peptidyl-serine dephosphorylation. Bases 56 to 1114 code for a protein of 352 amino acids. Gene Ontology annotation, cellular component: cytoplasm.
GCUCCGCCGCCCGGAAGUGGCGGGGGGGGCCCGCUUCUGCCCGAGCCCGUGCAAGAUGGCGCCGCUGGACCUCGACAAGUACGUGGAGAUCGCGCGGCUCUGCAAGUACCUGCCCGAGAACGACCUCAAGGUGCGGCCGCGGCGGCGGGGCCGGGGCGGGCCGGGGCCGGGCGGGCCGGGGCGGGCGCUGCCGGGCGGGCCGGGACGGGCGGUGCCGGUGGUCCCGGCGGUCCCGGCGCCGACCCCGACCCUGCCCCGCUCCCUCCCGCAGCGCCUCUGCGACUAUGUCUGUGACCUGCUGCUGGAAGAGUCCAACGUCCAGCCCGUCUCCACGCCCGUCACCGUCUGCGGGGACAUCCACGGACAGUUCUAUGACCUGUGCGAGCUGUUCCGGACCGGCGGGCAGGUCCCCGACACCAACUACAUCUUCAUGGGGGACUUUGUAGACCGAGGGUAUUACAGCCUCGAGACAUUCACGUACCUCCUUGCACUAAAAGCCAAGUGGCCUGACCGUAUCACGCUGCUGCGAGGCAACCACGAGAGCAGGCAGAUCACCCAGGUGUACGGGUUCUACGAUGAGUGCCAAACCAAAUACGGGAAUGCGAACGCCUGGAGAUACUGUACCAAAGUCUUCGACAUGCUCACAAUAGCAGCUUUAAUAGACGAGCAGAUUCUGUGUGUGCACGGAGGCCUCUCCCCAGACAUCAAGACCCUUGACCAGAUCCGGACCAUUGAGCGUAACCAGGAAAUCCCUCACAAAGGCGCCUUCUGCGAUCUGGUGUGGUCAGACCCGGAGGACGUGGACACGUGGGCCAUCAGCCCACGCGGGGCGGGCUGGCUCUUUGGGGCCAAGGUCACCAACGAGUUUGUUCACAUCAACAACCUGAAGCUGAUCUGCAGAGCACACCAGCUCGUCCAUGAAGGAUACAAAUUCAUGUUUGAUGAGAAGUUGGUAACGGUAUGGUCAGCUCCCAACUACUGCUACCGCUGCGGGAACAUCGCAUCCAUCAUGGUCUUUAAAGAUGUAAAUACAAGAGAACCAAAGUUAUUCCGCGCAGUUCCAGACUCAGAGCGUGUCAUUCCUCCCAGGACAACCACGCCCUACUUCCUCUGAGCCCUCGCCCGCCUGCUGUCACCUCUCCCUGUCCUGCCCCUUUACAAUAUACUUUUUAUUGAGCACUUUGCUGCUGAAAUGCUGCCUCUUGCCUUUUUUAUUUUUAAAUUAUCUAAAUUUAUUGUGUAUUAUGGUGUCUGUAGCAAGUUUUUUUCCCCCCUCCCCUAGAUUAAUUUCAGAGUAUUUGUAAUAUGUCCUUGAGAUUUGUACUACUGCAUGUAGUCCUCGCCUAGUCCUGGGUUAGAUGAACCGAUUCCUUUAACCACCACGCUCCGGGAGCCACUCGAGCCCGUCUCUUGUUCAGCUUUUUGUUUUUGGUAAGUUUUAAGAAAUUUCAGCAGCAAAGUCAGUGCCCAGUGUGCGGCGGGGCCAGGGCUGCCCGUGCUGUGUUCACGGCGCAGUGCCGAGCCGGCCUUUUCCGAGUAUUACGUGGAUCCCAAUAAAGCGGUCGAAGGGCUGUUCUCCAUUCCCCGUUUGUUCCGUUUUCCUCGGGAUCCCGAUUAAACCCGCAAACCUGCUGCAGCGACGGGAUUUGUACAUUAAAGUCAUUGUUCGGAUUUUU